UUUAUUUGUAUUACUACUACCACGUGUAUAAACUAACUGCAUGCCAAUUGAUCUGAAGUAAUCUGUUUUUAUUAAAUGUAAUUUAAUGUUAUUAAAAAAACAACUACAGUACAUUCAAUCCCGGGUGCACUGCUGUUUGCACACUUGAGCAAGGUAGCCUACAUCACUGGGUCACAUUGCUAGUAAAAAGUGCCCAGCUGUAUAUAUUGGUAUAAAUCUAAGUCGCUUUGGAUAAAAGCGUCAGCCAAAUUAAUAAAAUGUGGUUUAAAUAUCCCACUUCCUUGACACUUGCAGAGGUGACCUACCCUUCCUAUUAUGAUGGAUUGCAAAACAAAUUAUUAUUAUUAUUAUUAUUAUUAUUAUUAUUAUUAUUAUUAUUAUUAUUUACCUUCAUUGUUAUUUAUGUUCGUUAAAUGUCUUUCUUUUAAAUACUCUUGUUAUAGGCUUGGUACUUUUCAACAUUUAUUUCUGUUCCCUUUACCUCCCGUUUAUAACUGUUAACUAGCAUUGUUAAUCCAUGUCCAUUUCUUAAUUAAAUCAAGGAUAUCUGGUGAUGUCCAAACAAUUUCAGUUUUUUCUACCAAGAACUGACUUAAGGGGCUGAAUACUUGUGCAACCAGUAUAUUUCAUUUUGUACAUGUUCUUUGCAAGUUUUGCUGACAUUUAACCUCCUCAUAUAACAGUGUUAAAUUUAACCAUUACAGCUUUGAAUAAAAAAAAAAGUUAGUUUGAAAAACUGUUAAGACAUUAUUUGUAAUUCCGCAAAAUGUGACAUUAUUGGUAGGGAGUGAAUACUUCUGCAAACCACUGUAUAUAAAGAUAAUUGAUCGCUUUACUUUCAUGGUGAAAAGGUUGCAGUCACUGCAAUGCACUCUGCACUGAAUCACAUAUUUUGAGAGAAACACAAAUGCUUAUUUCGUAAAACAAGUUCUGUCUGGAGACAAACCUCUUUUUAAACUUAGCAGAUAAUACAAAUGCAGAAAUAGAAGAAAAAAUGGUGUAAUUAAUGAUGCGUUUCCAUUAAAAUAGUACCUUUUACAUUGCAAUCAGGUGAUACAGUGCGCUGUAACCUGUUACUUUAGAGAGAUUAGCCGUGCCACUUUGUUUCUGUGUGGAAUUCUUGGAGUGAAAAUACCUUCUCACUCGGUGCAAUCCAUUGAGGUUAAAAAGUAAGCCUAAUAUACUACAAGUAUACUAACGGUAUACUAAAACCAUAAUAUUUUGACCCAAUAUACUUGCAGUAUACUACUUUUUUAUAAGGGUGUGCUACAUUGAAGCUCCUUCUGAAUAUGAUGUUACACACUUAUGAAAGAUAUAUAAUUGAGUCCAACUGUUUUUUAUUACAACUGUGAUAGUCUUCCUACAGAGAGAGUCAAGGAAAGUUAUCAGCAAAUGUGAAACUUCUUUCUUUUUCUCAGGUGCUCCUGUGGUAACUGCCAGCCAAUGGCCACAACAAGAGAAAGUGUUUGCUGCCAGGAACUUGAGAGAACACGUGAAAAAUGUGAAGAACUAGACUUUUCCACAGAAAUGUAUAACCCAACACCCAGACUCCAACCCAGUGUGCCUUAACCAUGGUGUAUUGGAUACUACAUUCUACUAAUACAGGCAACAAUACAACACUGAUGAUUCAGAAAAAAGACAGGCUGAGUGCUGAGAAAUACCACCAUUUGGCAUAUCAUCAACUUUGCCGUUGGUGUUGGAGAUUUCUUGGCAGAGAUGUCCGCAGAGUUAUGCCUGCAUGUGCGGUCUUAAAAAUCAGGGAGACGUUUCCUAGCCCGAAUGGCACAUAUAGAGGAUUUCAGUUGUCUUUGGAACAAAUAUAAUUCAAUUUUAAAAAUAAACAAUUUAAAAAUAAAACAAUUGUUCAGUUCAGUUUCUCCAGAAAUGUCCAAAACAUGUGUCACAGGUUCUAAUGUCCACUUUUAAAUCGGCUCUUGUGCUUAAGGAUGGCUUGUUCCUUUGAUGUUUUUUUUGUACUUAUGGCACAUUGAAGGUGGCACAUCCUUAGAUGGACAAACUUUGUUCCCAUUUUGGGCCAUGGAAAACACAAUCUUUGAACCGGUCAACAUUCUCUUUAAUAUAAAAGACUAUGUAAAUAUAUUUUUUAUCUGAAUAUAUAUGGGACUUGUUACACGAGUCAAUGCGCUGGCAACAUAAAUUGUAGCAACAUGUUGCCUGUGACGUCACCGUGGGGGAUUUGACCUGUUACACGAUACAACUAACAGGCAACUCGCAUUCGAUUGAAAUUGCCUUUGAUCCAAGCAAUAUCCAAUCAUAUUUAAGAACUACGUCACGUGGUUCUGGUUUUCAGGUCAUAUACUUACAAAUACCAAGCAUCAGUACAACUAUUUAGUAUUACUGUCAUCUUUAAAUAAUUGAACAACUAAUAAUUAUAAUAAUAAAGUAGUAACGUUUACAGAAUAAAAGCAAAUAAACCAAAUAUGUAAAACUCAAUUUAACGUACAGUACUACACGUAGAUAACAAUGAACGAUGAUUCUUAAUUUCUUUAAAUGCUGUAAAAUAUAUAUCAGUCAUAAUAAUAAUAAAAAAACCCUGCCUUUUAUGGUUAUAUUAUCGCAGUGCUGCGGAGUAACGGUUUAAAAAAAGGUAACAAAAUAACAUAAUAUGGACAUCGGUUUAGCAGAGUUACAGUAGCUACAUUUUUAUUCCCCUAUUAUUAUUAUUAUUAUUAUUAUUAUUAUUAUUAUUAUUAUUGCUGUCUUUUAUACAAAGGUAUUUUUAAUAUUAAGAAGGAGAGACCUGAACAACGGUGCAGUUCGGGGCGUAGUUAACGAUAGUUGGACAAAGAUUUUAAGUAGUUUUAAAAACUUGUUAAAAGUAACUCUAGUCCCAGCAUUGGUUGUUAUCAAAACAGUCCACUACCAAAAUAACGAUGUGUUGACCACCCUUCAUAAAACUCUAUGAGAAGUAUUUCUUUCUCAUGAGUCCAGGUAAUUGCGGCUUUCGUUUCCAUGCCAACUGUUGUUUUCACUGUAGCAGACAGAAUCACGUGACACACACCAGUGCUCUGAUUGGAUAUUGCCUGGACCCUGUUGCUUGGAGUAGGAUUGCUGUCCACUCAAGCAAUCGCGUUGCCACGCAGUUGCCAGAAAGUUGACAAUACGUUGUCAGGGCUGUUACACGGGGCAAUCCUCACGGGAUUUGGUCGCAGGCGAUAAAAGUUGCUAGUAAAUUGACUCGUGUAACAAGGGCUUUAAGUUGCUCAUAUCACCAUUACAUUUUUUUCUAAAAAUGUAAUGCAUUAGAAUACAUAUGAAGCCAUUUCAAGAAAUAUUGACUUUUUUAAAUCAGCAUCUAGUCAAGGUGUGUCAGACAUUUACCACAGAGGUUUACUCCAUUAAUACUGAAACCACCAAUGUAGUUAUUCUGACCCUAAUGUAGUUUUGAAUGGGUCCAAAUAAAAAAAAAAACGCACUUGCUGUGUGCUCUCCCCUUUUGAAUUUUGGGAAAUCAAUCUUGUAACGUGCUUCUGAUUUGGGUAACAGCUUGCUCUUGACUGUGCUUGUUGCAAAAAACAAGGAAAGUCUCCAUACGACAACAACCCCCCUCCCCCCCCAAAAAAAAAAGAAAACUACUACAUUUCAAACGAGUGAUCAAACUCAUUUUCUUCAACCUUGUAGUCUGGAUCAUCACAUUCUAGGGAUUCAACAGAUCUGGUAUCAUCAGAGUCUGUGUCUGCAAUUGAAUCAUCUUCCUCGGGGUGGUUGGAGGAGUUCACACUGUAUUCCAACUGAGACCAUUUUUGGUACUUCUGCUUGUUCAUUUUGCAACGUUUUGCAUACCGCAUCAUUGUCUCAAAAGAGAAUAUAAAAAAUCACUGGUAUGUAAAUGUUUUUUUUACAUGGACAUUUUUUUUUUACCUAUUGAAUUGACAUUGGGGCGUACGCCAAUUUCAGCUCCAGCAUCAGCUCUCAAACUCAUAUUCAUCUAAUCUGUCACCUUCAGUUGUAAUUGGAGUAGCUGUGGCAUCAUAGAUUUCCUGUAACACCUGUAAGAUAUAGCUAUAUUUAUAGAAUGUAAUCUGUCAUACCAGUAUCAUAGAUUAAUCUUGUGUGCUGACUGUAGCACAAGCAUUUUGAAGUAUUUUAAUGGCAUUAUUAUUAUUAUUAUUAUUAUUAUUAUUAUUAUUAUUAAUAAUAAUUGUAGAUCUAUUUCAGUUUUAAAUACAAAUUCGUACUUCUGCUUGUUUCUUUUCUAACGUUUUGCAUACCGUAUCCUUAUCUAAUAUAAUAGUAUUAAUAUAUACUCGCCGGGUCUGCUGACAAAUAUUGUAAAUAAACACAUAAAUAUACAUAAAGCAAGGGGCAAUAUGACACUGUUACUCACCCAUUUAUUCUCUCUUUCGAAAUGCUGAUCUUCCAUCUGGAAGAAACGGCAGCUGACACCAGUAAAUCUGACGGUGACAUAAGCCGGCAUACCCGCAGACAAGCCCUCACUGGUAUCGAAAUCAGACCCGCUCAGCCAGCCGUGUUUGGUCGAGAGGCUCACACAUUUAUGACGAGAAUGUCUUGAUUUCACUACCAUUGGUCUAAUUGUGGGAUACACAUCGACUCUGUCGAGGCAGGAUAGCACAGGACCUAGCAAUCGCUGUUGUUUCGUAGCACUGCUCCUCAAAAUGGGCCGAGCACAAGUGCAACCAUUUUGUCGGCUUCCUCCACAAGGCUCUCGUUUUCUGGACAAAUGCUGUCCACACCCUGGCAACCUUUGGAUGCUUUGGCCACUUGUGCAGUUUAAAUCUGCCUUCGUUUGUGUUGCUACAACCACCUGCGACACAUCGACAGGGCAUAAUGAUAAGUUUAAUUAGCUGUCUCAUAUGCUGUACACCGCGAAAACCAAUGGUAACAGUCAGAACUAUGAAAAUCGGUUCACUCUGACGUCAUCAAGCCGAUUGGUCACGGAAAUACCCAAGUGUGAAAAAUGUACUUUUAACCUAAAAAUGAACCAUUUCUUAAUCCUAAAUUUGAAAACUAUAAAAGAGUAGUUUGGCAUAAAGUUAGGUAGAGGUGUUUGGGUUCCCCUUUUACUGUAUUUACAUUAAUAAAGAGGAGUCACUUCUGCCAUGAAAUUAGAAAGUAUUUAGGAAAACAAAAUGUAAAUUAAAUCAUGUUUGUUACUCAACAGGGAUCAAUUAAAUUCUUUAAAGUAGUGGAGAAAAGAAGCUGGGCUAAAAAAACCCACAGAAAUCAAGCAUUAUACCCUCCCUCCCUCCAUCAUACCCUCUCCAUCAUUUCCUUCCUCCAUCAUUCCUCACCUCCCUUAAUCCAUCAUACCCUCCCUCCAUCAUACUCUCCCGGCCUCCAUCAUACCCUCCCUCCCUCAAUCAUACCCUCCCUCAUUCCCUUCCUCCAUCAUAUCCUUCCUCCAUCCCUCCAUCUACCCUCCUUCGCUGCCUCCAUCAUACCCCUCCAUUAUUCCCACUCCUCCCUUCCUCCAUCAUUCCUUAAUUCCCGCCACCAUUCCCUUCCGCCAUCAUACUCUCCCUCAUCAUACCCUCCCUCCAUCAUAUCCUCCCUUCCUCCCUACAUUAUUCCCUCCCUCCAUCAUACCGUCCCUCCAUCGUUACCUUCACUCCCUGAAUCAUACCCUCCCAUCCAUCAUACCCUCCCUCCCUCCAUAAUGCCCUUCCCUUCCUUCCUCCAUCAUACCCUCACAUCCUCCCUACAUUAUUCCCUCCCUCCAUCAUCUCCCUCCCUCCCUCCCAUCAUACCCUUCCUCCCUUCAUCAUACCCUCUCCAUCUUUUCCGUCCUUCCCUCCAUCAUUACCCUCCCUCCCUGCAUGAUUAUCCUUCCUCCCUCCCUCCCAUUACCCUCCCUAUAUCAUAUCCUUCCUCCAUGAUUACCUUCCCUCCAUCAUUACCCUCCCUCCAUCAUUACCCUACCUUCCUUCAUUAUCCUCCUUCCCUUCCAUCGUUACCCCCCCUGCCUCCCUACAUUAUUCCCUCUCCAUACCCACCCUCCCUGCAUCAUACUUUCCCUCUGUCAUCAUACCCUCCCUCCCUCAUCAUACCCUCCCUUCCUCCCUCCAUCCAUCAUUUCCCCUCCCUCCAUCUAUUCCAUCCCUUCUCCAUUAUUACCCUCCCUCCAUGAUUACCCUCCUUCCAUUACCUUCCCUCACUCCCAUCCUUAUCCUCCCUCCCUAUAUCAUACUCUCCCUCCAUUGUACCCUUCCUCCAUCAUACCCUCCCUCCAUCAUACAUUCCCUCCCUCCAUCAUUACCGUCCCUCAUACCCUCCCUCCAUUUCUCUCCCUCCAUCAUAAUAAUAAUAAUAAUGUCU
Molecule: messenger RNA, 6297 nt
Organism: Acipenser ruthenus (sterlet)
Lineage: Eukaryota; Metazoa; Chordata; Actinopteri; Acipenseriformes; Acipenseridae
Exons: 2
Coding region: 5126-6109 (327 amino acids)
Source: RefSeq, a predicted model, not a curated record